AUGUCAUCAUCAUUAUCAGACGUAGAAGAACAAACAAAUUCAUCGAAUGCUUGUUUUCAUCUUAUUCCUUCGAAAGAUGAUGCUGAACAAUUACAAUUAAUCGUUUCAUCAUCGUCUGCUGAAAGAAAAUCUUCAAAUGUUCCUUCACAAUGUUUAUGGAACAAAAAAAUUAGUCUUAAAAGUUAUGAUAAUAGAAAUGAAAGUGAUUUUCAAGCUGCUGUACUCGAUUUACUUGAUCAAUUACUUUUAAUUUAUGUUAAUUAUAAUUAA
Molecule: messenger RNA, 270 nt
Organism: Rotaria sp. Silwood1
Lineage: Eukaryota; Metazoa; Rotifera; Eurotatoria; Philodinida; Philodinidae
Source: the annotation of a GenBank genome assembly